UCACUUUAUGGCCCUCGGUAGAGUGCCGUGGCAUCACACAGCUCACAGCAACCUCCAACUCCUGGGCCUAAGCGAUUCUCUUGCCUCAGCCUCCCGAGUAGCUGGGACUACAGGUGCCCGCCACAGCACCCGGCUAUUUCUUGGUUGCAGUUUGGCCGGGGCUGGGUUUGAACCCGCCACCCUCGGCAUAUGGGGCCGGCGCCCUAUUCACUGAGCCACAGGCGCCGCCCUGGUCUUGAACUUUUGAUCUCAAGUGAAUUUCCCAUCUUGGCCUCUCAAAAUGCCCGGAUUACAGAUGUGAGCCACUGCACCCAGCCCAAUGCUUUUAUUAUAAUAAAAGUUUUUAUUUUAACAUCUAAGGUAAACCAUUGACAUAAGAGAGUAAAUUGAACAAAUUUGCACCCCUCUGCAAUCUGUUGUGUUUCUUUCAGUGCAGAAAACAGAUUGGAAAGGGCAAGAGUGGAUGUGCCAAGAGCAGCUGGGAAGCUAUUGUGAUAUUCCUAGGUGAGAUGAUGAUAGCUUGACUUGUGGCACAGGAAAUGGCAAGAAACUUUUUUUAUAUUCAAGAGACUUUGGCCUGUAAUCCUAGCACUCUGGGAGGCUGAGGUGAGAAGAUGGCUUGAGUUCAGGAGUUCGAGACCAGCCUGAGCAAGAGCAAGACUCUGUCUACUAAAAAUAGAAAAAUUAGCUGGGCAUAGUAGCAAGUGCCUAUAGUCCCAGCUACUCGGGAGGCUGUGGCAGGAUCACUUGAGCCCGAGAGUUUGAGGUUGCUGUGAGCUAAGCCGACACCAUAGCACUCUAGCCUGGGAUGACAGAGUGAGACUUUGUCUCAAAAAAAAGAGAGACAGAGAGAGACUUUUAAGGCGCUUAUUUGCAAAGGACUUGAUGCACUAGACAGAGAUGUGAAGAAGACGGUGGUGUUAAGAUGUCCCUGAUGUUGCUGAUUUACAGAACAGAUGGUUGGUGACGCCAUCCACUAGCACAAGGAAUGCUGCAAGUCACCCAGGUCAGCUUCGGACACCCUGAAUUGGAGGUAUCUGUGAGGCAGUUCAGUAUAUGUGUUUGAGCUCAAUGGGGAGGAAGGCGUAGAGUUAGGAGUGUAGGAGUGCCGGGAUCUAGGUGAGGUGGCUUAGGGAGGCAGAGGAGUGUGAGAAAAGAGUGCCUGUGAAGGAGCAGAAAAUAUGACCUGAGAAGGAAGAUGAAGCCUGGCUUGAAAAUAGCUUUUGUAUUUGGUGACGUGAAAUCACUGUUAAUUGUAGUAAGGGCUCUUUUAUAGUGGAGGGGUAGAGGCAAAACCCAGUUUUAGAAUGGAUUGGGGAUGAGUGGGAAGUGAAGAAACGGAGACAGCUUAGCUGAGAGCUUCAGUUGUGAAGGGAGAGGCAGGGCUGGGUAGCUGGAGGCGUAUGUGAGAUUUAGGAAGUUUUUUGUUUUUGUUUUUGCUCUAAUGACAUUUACAAAUGCUUCAUUAUAAGCAUCUGUAAAUGUCAGUAGGAAGAAUCUGGAUUUGGUGAUGAUGGGGGUAGGCUGGGGUGGUUGAAUCUACCUGAAGGAAAAGGGAUAAUUAAUAGAAGACAGUGCCUAAUAGGGUGGAGGGAACUAGCUCCCUAGCCUAGGUCACGGGGUCUGGAAGAGCCAGGUGGGGGGUGCUGGAGGCAGGGUGGAAUGACCGAUGUGGGAGGUCAGGGCAGCCCCUCUGAUGGCCCCGUUCUGUGAAACAGAAGGUGAAGCCACUGCUGGCAGCACGUAGCCCUUCCUCCCAAUACCCUUAACUGCCCUGUCUCAGAAUGACUGUGGUGGCUCAGUUUUACCUAAGGCCCCUGCCUCGUCAAAGGACUCAGCUGAAGGCUAAGAGACAAAGGCUGCUGGGGCUGCCCCCAGAGCUCCACUUGGUUUAGAAGUGUUCAAGGACAAGACCAGAAAUUGCUUCUUUGACGGGCAGGAUAUUACCACAAAGGACAUUUGCUCAGGAGGGAAUCUCAACUGUUUAUUGUGGUUUCCUAUUUGGGGGGGGAGGCUACAGAGGGAAAGCACAGAGCCUUGAAGGCCUGAAAUCCUGGCUAGGAGAUGGGUGAGGGGUUUUGCAAUGGAGGGGGGUCAUUCCUUCCUGGACUUGGCCCCCUUUGAGGUGGAAGGGAGAAAGGCUGGGACUAGAAAGGCAAUAAGAGUGACCAGGGCUUCCUGGCUGGGGAAGUAGUCGCCUGCAGAGACAGUCCCUCCCACCCCACAGGAGAGCAGAGGAGUGGGGAGGCAGGGACAAGACAGGAGAGGAGAGGAGUGGGGAGGCAGGGAGGAGCUGGACAGCAGGAGCCCCCAGAUCUAAGCUCUAUUCCAGUGUACAGAGUAGCCAUAUUUUCCUAGGACUGACCAGGUGGUCUCUCCCUUGAACAGGCUACAGGGACAUGUUGUGGAGAAGACCUUCAUUUGGGGGUCCAGUGAGAGCAGGGAAUCCUGUAAAUAGGAGGCCAACCCCCAGUGCUGGAAGCUGAGUCCUGAGAGGUUGGGGAGGAGGUCUGGAGAGGGGGCGGGUGAAGAUACCUUUUUAAUCGUUAACCUGGUUGACUGAAAUCCGAACUGCUGAGCCUCCUGGCUCUAUUGAUUUUCUCCGAAAGCACAGCAUCUGGAGCUGGUGGCUGCCCAGAGACCAGGGAGAGAGCCUAGGGGGGAGAGGGGACAAGGAGGGAAAUGGGAAUCAGGCCAGGAGGAGGAAGGAUCAGGGGAGUCUUUGGGGACAUGACGGAGGCCAAAAAGCCUGAGCAGGCACUAGGGGAGGGCACAGCGUAACCACAGAGGCACCACUGAGAUGGAAGGGGCCAGAGAGGAUCUUGCAGAGAGGACAGAACUAAAGCCCAAAGAAGCACAGUGACCUGCUCAAAGUGACAAGGGCAGAGCCUGCACCAAAUCCAAGGUCAGUUGACUUCACUGCACAGAGGAGAGAAGAUAGAGAAAUAUGAAAGCCCCUGAGGUCAGGAGAAAAGCUGAGGUGAUGGACAUGGAAAGACGGCAAAAGAUUCAGUUUACAGAUGGCCAUUUUUCUAAGAACAAGGGCCUUUCCUCUUUUUUUAUCUGUGAGGAUAUAGUAGACUGUCCUGGUCCUGCCCUGGGGGCAGGGUCCUUUAAGACCUAUGGAACCAGCGGCUAUUGAUUGAGGAAAAAAUAAAAUUGAAAGCGGCAAGAGAUAAAGAGGCAGGACACACAGAAUAGUUUUCAAAGGUGGGACACAGGGAACCACGGCUAGCUUGCAGGACUUCAGCAAGAGGCCCAGAGUGCUCGUCCCACCCAGCUUUUAUUGAAGUGUAUUUUCUCAUUUAGCCAAGAGGGUAAGCUGAGGAAGGGAAUAAAACGUCAGCACUUUCUCUGAGUAUGCAUGUUGUUAUUCUAUCAAUAAUCAUUAACUUUAAGGGUCUGGGCAGCCUUGAGCAAUCCAAACCCUGAGCCUUGUGUAGGGGCAGCCUCCUGUGUGUGGUCACACACACAGAUGCCUUGGGGGAGGUUAAACCCCUUAGUUUCUCUGUGGUGCAGAUGCCGUGGUGUCAGUUCUACUCUGAAGAAUCGGUGGGGAAGAGGAAUUUUCCCCUAAUCUCCACUGAGAGGCAUUUCCCUCCCUGGUUAGGGUACAAGCCCUUCUGCCCAUGUCUCAGUGCUGGAGCUGUUCCCUUGAUCUCUGCCCAAAGCAAAUACCCAUCAUGGGUAUUUGCUUUGUUGACUGAGCAGGAGUCAGCCUGGUUAAUGUUCCUUCCCAGGCCUUGCACACAGCUUCUGCUACAGCCAUUGUUCUUCAGAGUGCUUAGAGACCCAGCAGGGGUGUUUGAAAAGCUGUAUCCCUUACAGGCCAGGCUUCCCGUGAAAGCAGAAACUGCUCAGUUUAUUUUUUCAGCAAACCUUCAGAGGAUGAAGGAGAAAUGUUCCUUUGGCCCCUACAGCAUUCUAGGACCCCAGGUUCUGUCUGUGGUUAUGCUCAACAUCCUGGUGGACACGGGCAGUAGUAACUUUGCAGUGGGGGCUGCCCCCCACCCUUUCCUGCAUCGGUACUACCAGCGGCAGCUGUCCAGCACAUACCGGGACCUCCGGAAGGGCGUGUAUGUGCCCUACACCCAGGGCAAGUGGGAAGGGGAGUUGGGCACUGACCUGGUGAGCAUCCCCCAUGGUCCCAAUGUCACUGUGCGUGCCAACAUCGCUGCCAUCACUGAAUCAGACAAGUUCUUCAUCAAUGGCUCCAACUGGGAGGGCAUCCUGGGGCUGGCCUAUGCUGAGAUUGCCAGGCCCGAUGAUUCCCUGGAGCCCUUCUUUGACUCCCUGGUGAAGCAGACCCACGUUCCCAACCUCUUCUCCCUGCAGCUCUGUGGCACUGGCCUUCCCCUGAACCAGUCUGAAGUGCUGGCCUCAGUCGGAGGGAGCAUGAUCAUUGGGGGCAUCGACCACUCACUGUACACAGGCAGUCUCUGGUACACACCUAUCCGGCGGGAGUGGUAUUAUGAGGUGAUCAUUGUGCGAGUGGAGAUCAAUGGACAAGAUCUGAAAAUGGACUGCAAGGAGUACAACUAUGACAAGAGCAUUGUGGACAGUGGCACCACCAACCUUCGUUUGCCCAAGAAAGUGUUUGAAGCUGCAGUCAAAUCCAUCAAGGCAGCCUCCUCGACGGAGAAGUUCCCAGAUGGUUUUUGGCUAGGAGAGCAGCUAGUGUGCUGGCAGGCAGGCACUACCCCUUGGAACAUUUUCCCAGUCAUCUCUCUCUACCUAAUGGGUGAGGUCACCAACCAGUCCUUCCGCAUCACCAUCCUUCCACAGCAAUACCUGCGGCCAGUGGAAGAUGUGGCCACGUCUCAAGACGACUGUUACAAGUUUGCCAUCUCACAGUCAUCCACGGGCACUGUCAUGGGAGCUGUUAUCAUGGAGGGCUUUUAUGUUGUCUUUGAUCGGGCCCGAAAACGAAUUGGCUUUGCUGUCAGCGCUUGCCAUGUGCAUGAUGAGUUCAGGACAGCAGCAGUGGAAGGCCCUUUUGUCACUCCGGACAUGGAAGACUGUGGCUACAACAUUCCACAGACAGAUGAAUCAACCCUCAUGACCAUAGCCUAUGUCAUGGCUGCCAUCUGCGCCCUCUUCAUGCUGCCGCUCUGCCUCAUGGUGUGUCAGUGGCGCUGCCUCCGCUGCCUGCGCCAUCAACAUGAUGACUUUGCUGAUGACAUCUCCCUGCUGAAGUGAGGAGGCCUAUGGGCAGAAGGCAGAGAUUCCCCUGGACCACCUCUGGGUGGUUCACUUUGGUCAUGUAGGAGACACUGAGUGCACCUGUGGCCAGAGCACCUCAGGACCCUUACCCACCUAUCACGGGCCUCUGUACUGACAGAAAAGGAAAAGUGGCAAGGUGGGCUACAGGGAUUGUACCUGUAGGGCACAGGAGAGGGAAGAAAGAAGCAUUCUGGUGGCGGGAAUACUCUUGGUCACCUCAAACUUAAGUUGGGAAAUUCUGCUGCUCGAAACUUCAGCCCUGAACCUUCGCCUACCAUCCCUUUAAAUUCUCCAACCCAAAGUAUUCCUCUUUUCUUAGUCCCAGAAGUACUGGCAUCACACCCAGGUUACCCCAGUGUGUGUCCCUGUGGUACCCUGGCAGAGAAGGGGCCAAUCUUGUUUCCCUGCUGGCCGAAGUCAGUAGGAGAGGAGGCACAGUAUGCUAUUUGCUUUAGAGACAGGGACUGUAAAAACAUGCCUAACAUUGGUGCAAAAACUCCCUAUUGAAUUAAAAAAUCAGAUUGAAUAUAUGUAUUGGCUCAAGUGGGGGUGGCUGGAAACAGAAGAAUAAGUACAAGGACAGAGAACAGCUGGGAUCAACACUAGGAGAAGCAGAAACACAGCCACGUACCAGUCCCAGUUUUAGACCUCGUCUCCAAGAUAGAAUCCCACCUUCUAAGGUGGGUGUCAUACCGUUUCCCAAUGUUUUUUCUGUGGUUGCAGCCUAACCAAAAGUCAGAUGGGAAGAAGGGCUUAUCUAGCCAAAGAGCUCUUUUUCAGCUCUCUUAAAUGAAAAGUGCCCACUAAGAAGUUUUACUUAACACAUGAAUUUCUACCUUAUUAAUUCCACUCAUCUCUACCUGAACCCUUUAUUCUACAUGAUAGGUAGCAGUGAAAUGCCCACCCCCCUCCCCAAGCUCCAGGUGCCCUAUAGGAGAGCAAAUGGAACAUAGCAGGGCUGGGCUCUGUCUUCCUGGUUACAAGUUCACUCCUUUCCCCAAAUUCCUAUUCCUCUGGAGCUUUGCAACGAGGUGCUAAAAAGGAAUAGACAGGAGAUCUCUUUGACCUAAUCUUUUGAAAGGAGAAUGCUGAGUUCAACAGGUAUAGGGCUGAUGCCCUAUACUGCUGCCUGAAAUCCUUGCUGUCCAUCUGUAAGAAGUGGUAAGAUCUUUACACAACACAGCAGUUUCAUUGCCUUCUUACCCUAUCUUAUUGCCCUUCCAUUUGUUGGACUAAGACUCUUACAGUGGCACUAGUAUUAUAUCAAGAGUAUCAGAAAUUCAGGGCUUUCUGGCUCUCAUGUCAUUGCCUUGGGUAUCAAGGCUGCCCAAAGAAAGGAUGGCAGCCUCAGGGCUUCCUCAUUUCCUUCACCGCAGAAUCCCUUGAUGGAGGCCAUCCAUUUCUCCUACCUUGUUUCUCUACUCUCCACUACUAACAGCAGGAGGGGUAGCCAGGCUGGUUCUUGGGCUAAAAAGUGGGACCCACUUUAUUGCUUCCCUAUCAGUUCUGACACAGUAGACGAUGAUACCACUGUUAGUGGGAAGAGCUGAGUUUUCCUGGUGUACCCGUCACAUUCUGUCCCUCUCUGGUUAACACACUGCUUCCAGGUAUGGGACCUACCAGGUGUAGAAUUACCUAAUGAGGGAGUGGGAAAUACAAGGAGGCCUCAGCCAGCCGCCCACAAGCCAUAAAUCAAUAAAACAAGAUUACUGAGUCAAGUUUUUUAUCUGGGUUCUCUUCAUUCUCAUCAUACUGGUGCUGCUUUGGCUCCCUGGAAAUAUCCCACAACUACAAAGACUGACAGGAAGAUUGGAGACUGCCCACUUGUAGCUAAGAACUUACUGUAUAAAUAAAAUCCCAGAAUUGCUA
Messenger RNA from Nycticebus coucang (slow loris), 7092 nucleotides. It is a transcript of the gene BACE1, whose product is annotated as beta-secretase 1. NCBI's taxonomy places the organism in Eukaryota, Metazoa, Chordata, Mammalia, Primates, Lorisidae. The coding region runs from base 3520 to 5199 and encodes 559 amino acids. Gene Ontology annotation, molecular function: aspartic-type endopeptidase activity. Gene Ontology annotation, cellular component: endosome; membrane; trans-Golgi network. Gene Ontology annotation, biological process: amyloid-beta metabolic process; membrane protein ectodomain proteolysis. The transcript has 10 exons. The record is from RefSeq and is a predicted model, not a curated record.